This is a messenger RNA of Rotaria sordida, 1644 nucleotides long. The record is from the annotation of a GenBank genome assembly. NCBI's taxonomy places the organism in Eukaryota, Metazoa, Rotifera, Eurotatoria, Philodinida, Philodinidae.
AUGAUGUCAAGUUCUCCUCCACUUCAUUCUCAUAGUCCAACAUCAAAUGGUGCUUCAUCAUCAAAUAGUGGUGGCCCAUCAUCAGAUGCAUGUAAUGGAAUAGUUGCUAAUCUUUUAUGUCAUCGACAACGAACGAAUGGUGAAAGUGAAACCUUUUCAAAGCGAGCUAUUGAAAGUUUGGUAAAAAAAUUGAAAGAUAAAAAAGAUGAACUUGAUGCGUUAGUAACAGCCGUUACAUCUGGUGGACAAAUACCAACUAAAUGUGUUACUAUUCAACGAACGCUCGAUGGAAGAUUACAGGUGGCUGGUCGUAAAGGUUUUCCUCAUGUAAUUUAUGCUCGUAUAUGGCGUUGGCCUGAUUUACAUAAAAAUGAAUUAAAACAUUUAAAAAUUUGUCCAUUAGCAUUUGAUCUUAAACAAGAAUAUGUUUGUGUAAAUCCAUAUCAUUAUGAACGAGUUGUUUCUCCUGGAAUUGAUUUAGCAGGAAUGCCACUUGUACCACGUUUUCAAUUACUUGGUCAUGGUGAUCCAUCAUCAUCAAAUGAUCGUGAUAUAUAUUCGACAGCAGAUGGAUAUCGUUUUUUAAAAGAUUAUAGAGAUGAUCAAAAUUCUCCACAACCUCUAGGUGCUAUUCAACAUCAAACACCUGAUACGACUAGUCCCAGUCCUCCACAUCUAUAUAAUACUAAUGGAACUGCUGUUACAAAUACAAAUGGUUUUCCACCAGCAAUGAUUCCACAAGAUGCACCUGUUCCUUUAUGGGCGCAGCCAUCACCAGCUGCAGCUAGUUUAUGGCAACCACAUCCCCUUGUUCCUACUAAUGGUUUGAGUGUACCACCUAUUCAACCAUUAGCAUUAAUUAGUAAUUUUGGUGAAUAUUGGUGCAGUAUAGCAUAUUAUGAACGUGAUAUACAAGUUGGUGAAACAUUUAAGGUGCCAGAUACAUUUAAAGAAGUGACUAUUGAUGGUGGAAUGGAUAUGGCUACUGUUGGUGAUCGAUUUUGUUUGGGUCCAUUAAGUAAUGUUCAUCGUACAGAAGCAAGUGAAAAAGCACGACUAUAUAUUGGAAAAGGUAUUCGUGUUGAAUGUCGAAAUGAAGGUGAUGUAUGGAUACGAUGUAAUAGUGAACAAGCAGUUUUUCUUCAAUCAUAUUAUCUUGAUCGUGAAGCUGGUCGUGCACCAGGUGAUGCUGUUCAUAAAAUUUAUCCUCAAGCUUGUAUUAAAGUAUUUGAUUUACAUCAAUGUUUUACUCAAAUGGAUCAACGUGUGAAAAUAGCUUUACAUGCACGAAUACAACAACAAACUCAUGGACAAACAAUGUCAUUACCAACUAAUUUAAGUGUUGAUGAAUUACGACGUUUAUGUGUGUUACGACUUAGUUUUGUUAAAGGAUGGGGACCUGAUUAUCCAAGACAAUCAAUAAAAGAAACUCCAUGUUGGAUUGAAAUUCAAAUUCAUCGUGCACUUCAAUUACUUGAUGAUUUAUUUAAUUCAAUGAGUCAUCAAUUGACAAGUGCUGUUGUGACAGCUUCAUCUUCUAUAUCAUCAAUUCCAUCGAUGAUUACAAAUAACAACAGUAAUUUAUCAUCUAAUACUAUUAAAAUAGAACCAACACAUUCUUCAUAUAAUAAUAUGGACAAUUGA